ACAUAUUCUCACUCUACACUCCAAAAGCGAGAAAAGCCGACAAAACCCGUUCGUUCAGAGACACCUUUGCCGUGGCCCUCAUCGUGCUUGAGUUUUUCUGGUGAAAGUAGACCGAUCGGAUUUACAGUACCAACUAGAAAGUCCAGUUCCACCAACCGAGAUGUCACAGGAUCAUGACAAUAAGAGGCCGGUCCUGUUGUUGCAGAAUGAGCCCAGCUACGGUCAGCGUCGGCCCUACACCAACGAAGACGAGGCGUGGAAGUCGUUCCUGGAGAACCCCCUGACGGCCGCCACAAAGGCAAUGAUGAGCAUCAACGGGGACGAGGACAGCGCCGCUGCCCUGGGCGUGCUCUACGACUACUAUAAGGUGCCCAGAGAGAAGAGAACAAUAUCCCAGACCAAGACAGAGUCAAUGGGCUCUGAUGUGGAUCCCAACAAAAGGUCCAUGCACUUGAUGGCCCCCCUGCAGGAAGCUUCCGUGGCGUCAGUGGAGAGCAGGAUCCAGUUCCUGAAGGGCCCCAUCAACAUCCUGCUGCCCAACCAGCUAACUGGCCAGGACAACAAGAGAGGGGUCCUUUUCCCCUCCCCGGACACCACUGUCACAGUCUCCAUCGCCCCCAACUACCCCAACGUCAAGAUGGAGGUGCCCUCCCACAGCUUCCACUGUGCCGAGUCCGACAGCCACACGGCAGAGUUCGCCAGGCAGCUCACACACAGCCAGUUCAGCCCUAGCACCCAGCCCCGUACCCCCGACUCCACCUUCCCAGAGACCUACAAGGAUGGUUCCCAAGAGGUGUUCUCCUUCCCAGGGGAUCUCCAGUUACGCAUGGCCUCCAUCUCGACAGAGGAAUACAGCGUGUUUGACACCGUGCCGGGGAAUCAUUUUGAGUACACCCUGGAUGCUUCCAAGUCGCUGCGUCAGAAGACAGGUGACGGUACCAUGACGUACCUGAACAAGGGCCAGUUCUACCCCAUCAGCCUCAGGGAGAUCGACAACAGCAAGCUGCGGCACCCCAUCAGCAAAGUCAGGAGUGUGGUGAUGGUGGUGUUCGGAGAGGAGAAGUGCAGAGACGACCAGCUGAAGCACUGGAAGUACUGGCACUCCAGACAGCACACAGCCAAACAGAGGUGUCUUGAUAUUGCUGACUACAAAGAGAGCUUCAACACAAUCAGCAACAUUGAGGAGAUCUCCUACAACGCCAUCUCCUUCACCUGGGACAUCAAUGAGGAGGCCAAGAUCUUCAUCUCGGUCAACUGUCUGAGCACAGACUUCUCUUCCCAGAAGGGUGUGAAAGGCCUGCCCCUGAACCUGCAGAUAGACACCUACAGCUACAACAACCGCAGCAACAAGCCCAUCCACCGGGCCUUCUGCCAGAUCAAGGUGUUCUGUGACAAGGGAGCUGAGAGGAAGAUCAGAGACGAGGAGAAGAAGCAGUCCCGUAGGAAGGGCAAGAGCACCGACAGCAACACCAGUCUGGGAUCAUAUGUGGACGUUAAAGUCCCUUUCCUUCAGAAGCGUAAUGAUGUCACAACCUUUAAGAUGAUGUCUGACUUUGAGACCCAGCCGGUUCUCUUUAUCCCUGACAUCCACUUCUCCAUCUUCCAGCGCCAUCCCUUCUCACAAGAAGAUGGAGAGGAAAGUUCGGGCAUGAAGAGAUCGCUCUACGCCGAGGAUGAGUUUGGUUCACCUUCCAAUAAGCUGGCCAGAAUGGACAAGCCCAAGAAAGUUCUGCUGUAUGUGCGUAGGGAGACAGAGGAGGUGUUUGAUGCGGUCAUGCUGAAGAACCCAACAAUGAACGGGCUGGUGGAAGCAAUAUCUGAGAAAUACAACGUGCCGCUCCAGAAAGUGGGGAAAGUCUACAAGAAAUGCAAGAAAGGGAUUCUAGUCAACAUGGAUGACAACAUCAUCAAACACUAUUCCAACGAAGACACCUUCCAGAUCUCUAUGGAGGAGCUAGGGGGCAUUUAUAAACUCACCCUGACUGAAAUCUGAUUGGCCCAAAGGGAGGGGUGGGGAGUGAUUGACACUAUCACCGCUCAGUCCGCAAAGAGUGUGGCGAUAGGGCAGCUUGUAAAGUUGUUGUAAAUGUAAAGACUCUUAGUUUACAGAUACACAUUGCAUUGGCCCAGGCACCAAAAAUGGACAGAAUGUCUCAGACAUUAGCCAUAUAUACAGUCCACUAGCCUGGUCCCAGAUCUGUUGUUAGGCUUGCCAAUGAUCAUUGCUUUGUUUCGAGACAGCAUAGACAGAUCUGGGACCAGGUUUAAACUGCCCACCUGUCUGAGAGUCUGUGUUCUUCAUUUUUUGUGAUGUUACAAAGCCACUGCUCUUAUGCCAUGAUGACAUUGUGUUGAUGGCUUGAUGUAGACUUUUCCUACUUUUUUGAUACUUUUGUAUAUAAGAAUUGAGUCUGACAAGAAACCCUCUUAGCUAUGUCUUAUGCUGAGGCCAUUUGAGAAUCUUUGUUUAUUUGUGUGGCGUGUCUCUCAGUAUCUUUGUGUUGUAUAUGGUAUAAGUGAAAGCAUCAGUCUAAUAGUGCAUUGCUUUUGGCAUUAGCGUCAUAGUGAUCUGGAGAUGUAUGCAAUCGUUUAGCCUGGUCCUCGAUCUGUUUGGUCUGUCUUGCCAAUUCAUGUAGGGAUUGUCAAGCCAGACAAGGCAUUCUAUCUGCCCCCUUGGAAAGGGUUGUCACUAGUUACCACCGCCACAAAGUCCAAAUUGGCUAUAUUGUAAAAUUAAUGAAAACUAAAAUGCAGCUUUUUGGUCUUAAUUUAAGGUAAGGGUUAGGAAUAAGUUUAGCUGUGUGGUUAGGGUUAGGAAUAAAGUUAGCAGUGUAGUUAGAGUUAAGGUUACGGUUCGGGUAAGGUUUAAAAUCAGAUUUUAAAGAAGAGAAAUUGUAGAAAUAGACCGGGUUUAGCCAUAAUUAUGACUAUGUGGCUGUGGUAACUAGUGACGAACCUCGGAAUGCCAUAGUACUAAAGACAGAUCUUAAUCUAUUAAAUUAGGAUAUCUAUUAGGAUAUUUCGCACACAAGGUGAGUGCAAACGCGUAUUGUAAAUAGAGAGGAUGGAUUGGCCUGGUUGGCUUACUCACUGUAUUGAUACUACACAUCCUGGCAGUAUUUAGUAUGUAUGUAAUGUACACACUACCACAGUCUGGCAGUUAGUAUGAUAUAAUCUGUGUUUGUUGCUACUGUAUGUGUGUUUUGAGAAUAAGCAUGUAAUGUAUGUGUGUGUCAUAUGGAUUCUGGAUAGAAUGGAGAGCAGACAUUUUCCCUCAUACUGCUUUAGCAUAUGGCCUCUUCAUAAGUAUUACAUGUCAAAAAAUGAUAAUAAGAUAAAAAUGUAUCAACCCUUCUGUCCCUCAGCUAUGGUGUGAAUAGGAUUCAGACCACAGGAGGCUGCUGAUGGGAGGACGGCUCAUAAUAAUGGCCAGAACAGAGCAAAUGGAAUGACAUCGAACACCUGGAAACCACGUUUAAUGUAUUUGAUACCAUUCCACUGAUUCCACUCCAGUCAAUACCAUGAGCUUGUUCUCCCCAGUUAAGGUGCCACCAACCUCCUGUGAUUGACUAUUAGUCUAUUAGUACAAGGGAAGUGCAAUAAGGCAGUGAUUGAAGCUCAAACACAUUCAGAUGGACAGAUUUUCCCUUUCUUUUCAUACACAUAUCAGACACAGUAAUAGUGUGAUAACAUGACAUUUGUGUCCAUUUGAAAAAUGUGGGGGACAUUGUUUUCCUUGUGUACCUUCACAGCUCCUCUUUGCACCAGAGAAACAAAGUGAUGCUCCAGCACUUAUUUAUAAUUUCAGCCAGUAGUUUUAAAAGUAGUGCUCACCAGCCAAAACCUGUUCCCGGAUAUUGUCCACUAACAUAGACAUUCGCAUGAUAAGUUACGCCCUGCAACAAUAACAAAAUGCUUUAAAAUGUUUUAUUCGUAUGAUAUGUUAAGUGGUUAAUAUCCCGGAUUGUAUCUUUAAUGUCUAUAUAUUUAUUAUGAGAGUGGGAAAAAGGGGUAUUUUUUACCAUAUACACUGAACAAAAAUAUAGAUGCAACAUGCGUGUUGGUAUUCAUGAGCUGAAAUAAAAGAUCCCAGAUAUUUUCCACAUGCACAAAAAGCUUAUUCCUCUAAAAUGUUUUGCACAAAUUU
This is a messenger RNA of Oncorhynchus gorbuscha (pink salmon), 4147 nucleotides long. RefSeq names its product grainyhead-like protein 1 homolog. Gene Ontology annotation, biological process: regulation of transcription by RNA polymerase II. The transcript is spliced from 15 exons. The coding region runs from base 161 to 1993 and encodes 610 amino acids. The record is from RefSeq and is a predicted model, not a curated record. Gene Ontology annotation, molecular function: DNA-binding transcription activator activity, RNA polymerase II-specific; RNA polymerase II cis-regulatory region sequence-specific DNA binding. Gene Ontology annotation, cellular component: nucleus. Lineage: Eukaryota; Metazoa; Chordata; Actinopteri; Salmoniformes; Salmonidae.